AAAAAAAAAAAAAACUCAGUAAUCCAGGCAAUAUCUUAAUGUACUAUUUUAAAAACAAAAAUCAGUGCCAAUAGGUGUGUGAUGAAUAAAACAUUGACAUUUAAGUAAAGACAGGAUGGCAGAGAUUGCUGGCCGAUGGGUGCCACCAGCCUUGCUCUCAGCGUUAACGACCUGCUCAGGACAGCCUCGUCUCACGCACUCUGGUUGCACACUCACCUUCCUGGGCAGCCGCUCUCCUUGCUGGUUCUUAGCUCCGACAUCACAAUUACCCAACAAGGCCUGAGCUGGGCUCUAUUUUUUUUCUCCCCCUCUGCUUCUCUCUCUUCCUGUUUUCUAAUCGUUGCUACCGUGACAUUAGGUAAAAUGUAUAGAAAAUAAUUUACUUCCUAUUUCCGAGCCAGUCCGAGUUUCGUCUCGGCUUGAGUCUCUUCUAGCUUGUGAGAAAUGGCGCUUGUCUCAGUUAAACACGGCACGGACUCCAAGGCCAAGCCAUGGGAGGCCAGCCUGCCUUCUCUGGGUUUCUAAGGCGCAUUGAGCAUCUCGCUGCCCCCUGAGAUGCCGGCUUCAGGGAGGGCGCCAGUGGAGGAUGCUAAGACGCUUUCUCAGCAAAGACGAACAGCAGGCUUCUUGCAGAGAGGUCGCUGGACAAUGUGGGAUGGAGGCCCCGCCAGCCAGGGACCAUCCUGCUCCCUGCACCCCUGGGCCCCCCAGUGGGCAGGCCUCUCCUCGCCUGACCCUCGGCCCCAUCUUCCUGCCGCCGGAGCAGGGCCUGGCCCCCACUGUGUUCCUGAAGGCUCUGCCCCUUCCCUUGUACCACACAGUGCCUCCGGGAGGCCUGCAGCCGCGCGUUGCCCUAGCGCCUGGCGGCCUGGAUGGAGCCAGCCUGCCUUUCAUCCUCAGCCCCCUGCUGCAGCCCGAAGGGCCUGGGCCUGCCCAGGUGGCGAAGCCGCCCGCCCCGGUGCUGACCUUGAACCUCGUCGGUGCUCUGCCUGUGCUGUCGCCGGGCCUGGGGCCCCCACUGGGCAGCCCCGGCAAGGUGCGGAGCGCCGGCCGGUACCUGUGCCCACACUGUGCCCGGGACUGCCUGAAGCCCAGUGUCUUGGAGAAGCACAUCCGCUCCCACACGGGUGAACGGCCCUUUCCCUGCGCCACCUGCGGCAUCUCCUUCAAGACCCAGAGCAACCUGUACAAGCACAGGCGCACCCAGACGCACCUCAACAACUCGCGGAGGUCCUCCGAGUCUGACGGCGGCAGCGCCAGCCUCCUGGACCAGGGGGACAGGGCUGGAGAGACCCCCAGAGCGGACGGCAGCAGGGACGGCCGCAGCCAGAGCGGGGGCGACGAGGCGUCCGAGAGACCCCCUUCUCGGGGGCACUGCCUGGGGUCCACCGCCCAGCUGGCCCUUGUGGCCGAGAGACUGGACGUGAAGCCAGAAGCUGCUCCCUGCGCCGGGUCCAUGUGUGCCGACGGGGACGCUAUCGGGCCGCAGCCUUGGAGGAAGCCGCUGGAGCAGAAGUCUCCGACGGCCAGCAAGCCUUGUCCCCUGCAGCGGCAGCAGGCCACGACCUGGGAGAAGGCCUGGGAGGCCAAGGGCUCUGAAGGCCGGCUCCGGAAGUGUGAGAGCUCUGACUCGGGCUACCUGUCCCGCUCGGACAGCGCUGAGCAGCCACCAGUGCCUGCCAGCCCCCUGCACAGCCUGUCGGAGCACAGCGCCGAGGGCCAGGGGGGCCCGGGGCCUGGGGAGCGGGCGGCCGCCCUGGAGCAGGAGAAAAAGCGGCUGGAGGAGCGUAUCGCACGGCUCAUCUCCCACAACCAGGCCGUGGUAGACGACCCGCAGCUGGACACCGUGCGGCCUCGCAAGACGGUGCUGUCCAAGCAGGGCAGCCUGGACCUGCCCAGGCCCUACACCUACAAGGACUCCUUCCACUUCAACAUGCACGCGCUGGAGCCCGGCCGCAGGCGGCCAGCGACCCUGGGAUCAGCUCGCUCCACCUGCCCGCCGCCAGACAAGGCGCGGCCCCUCUCCUUCCACUCCGUCCCCACCCAGCUCUCCACCACCGCGAAGUGUGUGUCCGUCACCAGGAGCAACUCACUGCCCUUCGUGGACAGCACUCGCACCUGGCAGGACCCCCGGGAGGCCUGCCCUCAGAAGCAGAGGCUACUGAACUCCAGGCCCACCCCGGUCUUGUCCGCUGUCCCCAGCACUCACCCCAGGGCCCUGGUGCGGCAGGCCGCCGUGGAGGACCUAUCUGGCACCACCCUGGGGGAGAGCCCCAUCCUCGCAGAGGACCACCAGAGGACCACCGCAGGGGAGGGGGCGGCCAACAGGGGCAGGGUGGCCGGGAAGAGAGGCAGCCAGAGGAAGCUGAAGAUGUUUUCCCAAGAGAAGUGGCAGGUGUACGGGGACGAGACCUUCAAGAGAAUCUACCAGAAAGGCAAAACCAGCACCCACAGAGGCAAGAAGGCCGGGGAGGUGAGAGUUGACCCACCUCCCCAGGUAGACACCGUGCAGGCAGAGGCCAUGAAGACCCCCACCUCCGCGGACUUGAGGACCCCCAUCUGCAGGGACGUGAGGACCCCUGUCUGCGGGGAUUCGAGGACCACCAUCUGCAGGGAUGUGAGGACCCCCAUCUGUGGGGAUGCGAGAACCCCUGUCUGCGGGGAUGUGAGGACCCCUACCUCCAUCUGCGGGGACACGAGAACCCCCAUCUGCGGGGAUGUGAGGACCCCCGUCUGCGGGGAUUUGAGGACCACCAUCUGCAGGGAUGUGAGGACCUCCAUCUGUGGGGAUGCGAGAACCCCUGUCUGCGGGGACAUGAGGACCCCUAUCUCUGGGGACACGAGAACCCCCAUCGGUAGGGAUGUGAGGACUCCCAUCUGUGGGGAUUCGAGGACCCUCAUCUGCGGGGAUGUGAAGACCCCCAUCUGUGGGGAUGCGAGGACCCCCGUCUGUGGGGACGCGAAGACCCCCGUCUGUGGGGAUGCGGGGACCCCCGCCUGUGGGGACGCGAAGACCCCCGUCUGUGGGGACGUGAGGACCCCCGUCUGUAGGGAUGUUCUCCCUCCUGUAGCUAUUUCUUCUGGGGCUGAGCCAGGGUCCUGGGGAGGCCAGGUGACCCCAGAGUUCUCCAUGGUGGCCGAGCCGCGCCAGGCCAGAUCAGGAGGCAGUGAUGAGGCCGGGGUGAAUGGGGCUGUGGCCCCCUCCAUCCUCACCUGUAAAGAUCCCCCCUUUUUGGGUUGCAAGAGCCCUCAGCUUCCUCCCAAUGAGAGGCCAGAGCUAGGGGGUGAGCUGUCCCUGGGACCUGGCCCCCUCAGAGGAGGAGACCCCGGGGCCCCCAAACAGGAAGGAGUCAGCUGUGGCGAUGGCGGAGGGGAGAGCCGCCUGUGGGCCCAGAGCACCGCAAGGCCACCCAGCAGUGUUCCUGGCCAGGCCCCGGCCAUGGGGGACAGGCUUCCCUCGGAGAGGAAGAAGCUGAAGGUGGAGGGGCUCGGGGGCCAGGGCCAGUCAGAGCCUCUGGGAAUGGGACAUGAGAGAGGAGGGUCCCUUGAGAGCCCCACACAAGCCGCCUCCCUGCCAGCGUGGGGUCUGGACAACGAGCCUGCAGAGAAGCCAGGGGGGCUGCCCCCAAGUGCUGACCGCCUGGGGCGUGGAAGCAACGCGCCCUUGGAGUCCAUUGGUGCCUCCUGGACUUCUUCUUUGGCCAUUCUGAGGCAGGCGGGGCCCAGGGGCAAGGGACCGCCAUUGCAUCCUGCGGCUGUGUCCCCUGGGUGUUACCCCCAGGCCCCAGACAGGAGAAGCUUCCAGCUGGCAGCCUUGCCCCGGGCUCCGGACUCUGCCUUUACCCCAAAGUAUCUCCUCAGGCUGCCUCAGGGAGAGACCCCAUCUGAGCUGCCAAGUGCAAAGGGGCACGGGCAAGGACAGGACCCUCUCUGCAAGGGGGUGUGGCCUGAGGAACGGGCUCCCUUUGUGAGGUCAGGGAGGGAGACGCACCUGUCCCCUGGGCCAGCCUCAGGCAGGACCCCAGAAGAGGCAGACAGCAUCACCAAGGACCCCGACUGGUUCAGGGCACGGGACGGGGUGGAAGGGGCACGGGCAGGAAAGGGAGGAGAGGAAAGAGUGGCUACGAGGCCCCUGGGAGCCCAGGACCUGGCCUCCAUUACCCCCACCCCCACACCUGGCUCCUGCUCAGCCUGGGACACGGAGCUUGAGGACCCCGCCUUCCACCCCCUCUGUUCAGGCAGAGUGUCAGUGAGGGCCAGACCACCUGGGGGUGCCCCGAAUCCCUGGCCAUCCACCUGGGAGAAAGCAUCAGAAGACCCUCGCUCAGGACCUCUGGCGCAGCUCAGCCUCAGCUGUGCCUCCCAGCCUGGUCCCUUCCUCUCAGCCAUCACGCGGCCCCCGAGCUGGCCUGAGCUGGCCUUGCCUCCCCACUCAGGGAACCCCAGGAGUGGUGAGGCUGAGGGCCCCUUCCCCUCAUUGAAGGCCGAGCCGCGGCUGACGUGGUGUUGCUUGAGCCGCAGCCUCCCCCUGCCCGCUGAGCAGAAGGAGAAGACCUCGUCUGUGUACUUGUCACUGCACCUCACUGGGGGUGGCCCCCGGGACGAGGCUCUGGAAGGACGGAUCAGGACCAGCCAAGGAGACUCAGGGCCUGCGCAGAUGUCCAAGCUCUCCUGCCCAAUCGCCCCAGGAGUGACGUCCCAGGACUGGGUGUCUGAGCCUGAGCAGAGGAAAGGACUGCCUCGAAGGAGGGCGAAGACAUCUCGUGGGAUCAGCAGGCAGAAAAAACUGAGGAUCAACCCCAAAAGGUACAAAGGGGCGUUCUUGCAGAGCCGUGCUCAGCCGAGAGCCAGCAGACUGUGCAAACCACACUGGGUGCUGAGAGGAGGCUGCCACCCUCAUCCACACGAGGGACGGGACCCAUGCAAAGCUCUCCAGCCAGCUUCUUCAGAAACAGCAGGUCUAAAUCCACAAGGAGAGCCAUCUGGUGCCACUUCACAACCAUCUCGUUGUUGUGGGAACAAAGAGAAGAAUGAAGAUGACGGCAGGCGAAUCUCAGUAACCCUCGCUCCUAGUACAAGUCCAAGCAAUGUCAGGAAAAUAGACAAUGUGGCUGUGAAGGAUAUUUCCCCAUCUGCCGGUGAACACGGUAACUGUUUUUCCCAAUCGUCUCUGCAAUCUGACCCCUGUCUGGCAGUGGGUAAGGACCACUUUCCGCCAUGCUGCAAAGGUCUUGAUGUUGGAUUGCUCAAGACGCAGCUGCUGCUCCCCGCAGAGCACGUCUCAGUAGACCCCAAAUCGGGCAUUUUUGCAGAUGCUCAAGGGCCCUCUUCCUUUGAGUCUGAAGGAACCUUACCCCGCCAUGACGCUGCUACCUCUGUGGCUGCUGUUGGUACUUCUCUAGGGGUGACAGCAGGCCACAUGAUGCUGGGAAUUCCCAGUGCAGAGCCACAAGGCUGCAGCUGGUCUGCUGAGGAGACUGUGCUACGAAGCUCCCCAGGCAGAAAAACUAUAGCAGAUGGCACAUCACUGCCAUGCUUGCCAGAGAAACCUUCAUCUGGACAAAGAAUUUCAGGUGCAGCCCCACUGGAGUCAACGGAGAAAGCUCAUCUUGAAAUACCAGCCUCAGGACUGAGUCCCACUAGUUCACAUCAAGAGGAAGGGAGACACCAGGGGUUUUUUCCUUCCAGGGGCCAGUACAAGUGUGGGGAGAAGGUCACCCCCUGCCACCCUUUGGGUAACAAAAGUGAGAAAUGUCAAGUACCCGGAUCCACCUCUCUGAAGGAUUGUGUGGUUCCUUGCAGCUCAGGGCAGCCCACAGACAUCCCCGAAGCUCCUUCUAAAACCAUCAAGAAGAGGAGUUUGGAAGGAAUGAGAAAGCAAACUCGACUGGAAUUCAGCGACACCAGCAGCGAUGAUGAAGACCGAUUAGUUAUAGAAAUAUGACGCUUCCAGAAAAGAUGGCAUCUACCAACCAAGACUGUUGAUGCUUCACAACUCCUCGAGCUAGUCAGAGAAGUGAACUCCAUUGAUGAAGCACCUGAAGAUUAGGAAAGCCAUUCUGAGAUCUUUCCAAGCCAAGCCCAAUCAACUCUAAGCCCCCAACUCAGCCACCAUCUUCCCAGCGCUCACCUUGGGCCUGGCAACCUUCGUUCAUGUGGUGCCCAGUAGGGGAAAGCAGACACCGAAGCAGAGUCUGAGAACACUUGAUGCACACAACAACUAUGCCUUGACUGCCAGCCUUAUCCCUUUUCUGUCUCUGCAGCAAGCCCCCAAUGCCUGACUCCAAACAAGUGGCAUUAACCAAGAGAGCCACAAUCAACACGUUAAUGAGCGUGAACUCCAUGAAGUCAAGGCUACUGACUUCCCUCGUUAAUAAGCUGAGGGCUUGCCUCCAAGGUGGUACGGGUAUUUGGGAUAAUACAAGUAGCUUGAAAAGGACAUGGAGUGUGAAUUGGGUAUCAAGAUAGUUCUUGUGUAUUCUGGAAACAAAAUCCAGAUGUAGUAAAAAACUAAAGUUUGGUCAGAAUAAUUUGCCUUGAAGAAAUUGUAAAUAUAUUUCAAAAUGCCUUUGAUCUGGUGAAAUGCUCAUUAUUUUUAAAUGUUGCACCAACAGUCACUGCUUCUUAGGGCUAAAUGACACAAGCAAGUCCUGCUCUUGUGUCUGGGGGCUUUUCUGUGGAGACCUCUGGAACCCUUGGUUUUUCUAGCUCUGCUAAAGGAAUGUUGUGUUCAAAGUUAAUAGAACAGCCUCUCAGUCAUGAGUCAUUUUUUGAGGGGAAAAAUUCACUUAUUUUCCUCUGAUUCUUUUUGUCAUAUUGUGCUCUGAGCAAUUUCAAUUAGAGGGUUACAUUUUAGUAAUCUCUACAGCUUAAACUGAUGCCUGCUCAUCGUGACGGGAACCUUUUAGAUUUCCUCCAGAAGCUUCAAGGAUACAAAACUAAUUGGAGUUUUGACGCUGUUUUACAUCUCAGUAAUUUUAUUUUGGGGGCUUGGUGUUACUUUGCUGUCAAAUUAAAUCAGCCUCUGUGUUGUGUUAGUCAGAACAGCACCGAUAAAAUUCCCCAGUAUUCCGAGCCAGCGCACCCUGGCACAGAAGAAAAUAACAGAUCCGCGUCAGCCGGCCCAGAGAGUGAUGCCUUAGGUUUGCCCAUUCCUCUCUUUCUCCUUAAAUGGGAGAGGAGAAACUUAAAGAGGUUCACACUGCUGCAUUUCAAUAAAAUUUUAUACUUGCUUUUGGUAUGAUUUUGUACAACCUGAAAUUUAUAGCUGAGCUCUUUUGGCUUAACUUUGAUGUAACGAUGUUCAGACGACAUCCUGUACUUCAAAGGGAAGGCAGCGACCCCAAGCAUCUCACAUAUCUGAACACACUUUAAUAAGUCUGCCUGCGACUAAGUAUAGUCAAGUAUCUUCACGUGCGUUUCCCAGUGUUAGGGUUAUUCCCAGGAAACUUCAAUGUGAGACCAGCUUCUCCCAGUUACUUACAUACAUCUGUGGCCAUUUCAUAUGUGCUCAUAAAUAUCCAAGUGAUUUCUAGCCCAGCCAAGAGAGAUAUCAGAAGGGAGGUGAAAAGGAUGUUGGACCCUCACUUAGUGUAUUUUUUAAGCCAACAGAAAGUGACGUGGUGAUUAUCUACCCAUUUGAAUGAUCCAUGCCACUGUAAGGAGAGAGGUUGUCCAGGAAAGUGGCCUGACCCUUGGAAGAGUGAGCUUGAAGACCUGGGAAAUCUUGGUUAAGACCCACACCUUCUCUGAAGCUCAGUGUCUACAACUGAGAAUGGGAGAGUAGAAGAGAUUAGCUGAAACUAGUCUCCAAUCCUCAUGACCUGAGAGUGGAUGAUAGAGAAGCCACCCUCUCCUUCCCGUACGUGGAGUUGAUACGGCUUGGAGAUAUUCCCAUUCCAAAGCUCUCACACCAAGGGUCCUGCACUCAAGAAGUUUGGGUGGAGAUUGUGGGGAAGUGAAGCCUAAACACCUUCAGCCAGUUAUUGCCAUGAAGAAUGUGAGCUCAGGAAAAAAUUUUUUAAAAAAAGAAAACCAAACCAGUUGUCAUUGAGUUGGUUCCAACUCAUGAUGAUCCCUCGUGUGUUACAGAGUAGAACUGCUCCAUAGGUUUUUCUUGGUUGUAAUUUUUAGGGAAGCAGAUCAUCAGGCCUUUCUUCUGCAGUGCCACCGGGUGGGUUUGAAUCGACCUUUAGCUCAGCUGUUUGUGCCACCAAGGGACCUUCUAGCUAGCAGAGCUUGAUCUGAUUUUUUCAAGAGGAUUUUGUGGUGCAAUCACUCAACAUAUACACUCAUAAUUCAAACAUCAAAAGCAAAAACAAAACACCACUAUGCGUGUUUAAGACAACAUGUCUAUGGAGUAAAUUGGUUUACAGGCCACCAGGCCUCCUUGUCUUUGGAGGCACUGGUCAGGGGGAGGAAAGUUUUUUGCAGAUUCUUCCCUCCUGAGUGGCCGUUGAGCUGUCAACAGGAUCUUGGAGCUAAAUCAGUAAGCCACAGUUCCAAAUAGCACUGAUCUCGGGACAGUGGUAGAAGCUCUGUCUUUCUUGAGCCACUUCCCAAUCUAGAUCAAAAAUGGCAGAACACUGAGUCCAUCUCUUUAAUUCCCUGGGUCAUUGGACAGGUUGUCAACCCAUCCUGUCUCAACUGGCCAUUUCACUAGUGGGUGACGAUCUUUACAGGUGCACCAUACUUUAUAUCAGCAUGAAUUUCUGAAAAACCAUAUUUCAGUGGAUUUUUAAACAACUAAAUCAAAAAUAUAUUUUGAAUGUCUCUAGGGGAAUUGCUAUUGAAAGGCAUCCUAAGAUAAAGAUGAUUUUUUUUCUAAUGGUGAAUCCUUUUAUAAAACAAUGAACAAUCUUUGAUUUUAUAAGUCUUAAUUUUCCUAUGGCUUUUCUUAAAGUGGAAUGCAAUGAUGGGAUACAUUUUAAGGGUAAAACCAGCAGCCUAUAACCUAGUUUGGGUUACUGAAAAUAAAAUUUCAGUAUUAUUCUUGAUAAUUGCUCUAAUUUUCUACUCUACAACUGUGUACUGCCUAAUGGUUAAGGGAAAGUAAUGUUAUUUUAGAACAAGGCAAGCCAGAGAUUAAGGAUCAGGGAUUCUCCUCUCUUCCCAGCACUCUUAACUAUCACUGUACCUUCAGGUACGGCUUUUAACCAACUGGUGCCUCAGCUUCCUCCCUAGGGAACAGCUGCAGAGGUGCUGGCAUGGAUUCACUUAAAGGGCACUUUGAAUUCUUUGCCAUUCACUCAGGGCAAGGUAUACAAGUGCCAUGGCCCAAGAUCCUCAAGACUCACCACUGCACUGUCUCUUUGCACCUGUAUCUGUCCAGCUUUUGCCUGUUAAAAGAUGUAUGGGGAAAGUGGUUUCCCCUCCCCAUUGGCAACCUAUACUGUUAAGUGAUGCAUACAGUCAUGUGAUUCUUGAUGGAAAAUCUGAAUCCUUUUUGUUGUCACUCAGGCUCAUCAUCUGAGCUCCUUGGGAUAGUCAUGGGUAGAGGUGAAGAGCAGCUCAUCAAUCCUGUUAGGGGUAACCUUUGAGAUUCUGGAUGAAACCAAUAUCCCUUUGGUUCACACUGCCAGUGAACCUAUGGUUCAUUUGCUCCAUGAAGGAAAAAAAGGUGGAGGGUAGGGUGAGGGGAUGUCUCUGAAUUCUAAUCAAAACACUGCCAAUAGCCUGUUGGAUGACCUAGGGCAAGCUAACUUUUUUCUUCCGAAAAUGUCUCCUCUAAAGCUGAGAUUGAAAGAGUAGCCUCGCAAAAGUGGGUUAUGACCAUGGUCCUCAGCAUGAUAGAUGGUUUGCAGCCUUGUGCCAAGAAGUAUUUCCUUGCAUUUACAUUCAUUACUUAGAAUGAUCACAUUAUUCAUUUUCUCCCCCAGCACAGAAAUUUGCAUUUUGCACAAAAUUUGCGUGGUGCAGCAGAUUUUUAGUUAUGGAAACUGUCAUCAUUAUCAGAAUGUGCUGCUGCUCAACUCCCCAGACAUAAUUUAAUAUGGUGAAGAGAAAAUGGCCUGCCCAGCUCUAUGGGUGGGCAUAUUUUUACUACUGCAGCAAACAUGGUUUCUGUAUUUUUCUUCACUUCAGUUGUUAUUGCCAUAGUUCGUGUGAGGGACACUCUUUGGUUUUUGAAACACUACAUUUUUCUAUACUCAAGCACAAUUUCUUGUCCUAAUCUUUCAGAACUCAUUAAAUAUAAUUGUCAGGACCAAGACAAUCUUGUGUGCUAGAUUUCUACCUUGUAUGAUUCUUUUUCACCCAUGCUUUAUACACACGUGGGAAUGUGCAUAAUUCAGUCUGAAGAAGAGUAGAAACAGCUGAACACGUUAUUUCACCGCUGGAAGAAAAGAAACCAGGGAAAAAAAGUCAGCCUCUGCCACUUGGGCCCUUGAGGAUGACUCAGUGUAUUAUAUAUGCAGACUACCGUUUAGAACUCACUACUCUAUCAGUUGUUCGUAAUCAGGGAAGCAAUUGGCUUCUUGAUUGUUUGUUGAAAUUUAUUUCUGUCUUUAUAUGGUUAAAUUAUUUUGUUUUCAUAAAAAUAAAACUGAGAAUAUAAAUGUCUUGUGUGAUUUGUUAACAGUUUAAUCAAAACUACCACAAACAGUAUCCUAUGUAUUUAGUCCCAACUGGUUGGUUGAUCAGACACCCUGUCCGCCAUAUUGGUUUUCCAUUCCACAUAACAAAAGGAAUAGACAAUGCCAAAUUAUCAUUUUUCUUGUGCUAUUUCUUAUCCCCAGGGGUCCUUCUGCCUGUUUGUCAUUGUCUGUCAUAUUUUACAGUUCAUAAUUUAAAAAUGUCUCUUUGAAUUCUUAAAUGUAGCUAAACUUUAAAGCCACAUGAGGGCACUAUCCACAGUGCGAUAAUCCAAAACUUUUCCCCUUGGAAUUAAUAGUUCUUGGAUAUUUAACAUUAUUCAUUAACAAAGAAAACAUUCUUAAUUCAAAACAACACCUCCUUAUGUAGAUAAUUCAUGUACUCUUCAACAAUAAGUAGACUUAUUUUGCAGACCAACGUAAUAUUAUCCUUCUAUGUAUAUACUUUUUGAAGUCAAUGGAGACACAAUACAUUGGGAGAAAAAUGGGAACAGGAAUAUGAAAGGAACAGAUAUACUAAUUAAUGGAUUUAAUAGUCUUUUUUCUAACUCAUCAAAUUCUAAUAGUAAUAAAUUAAUCCAUUAUUUCCAAACUUUAGUCAUAUGAGAGCCAUCUUCAUGCUUUUGCCAUAUAUAUCCACAUUCAAUACAUUAUUAAUACUUUGACUUAAAUAAUCUCUGUUUUAAAGAAGAGAUUAUUGCCCUAGACAAUAAUAUGUAGGAAUUUAUAGCCUUGAUUUGCUAGUUACAUGUAUUUUUCUAAUAUGCAAUAAAAUAAAUACAAAUCUGUUACAAUUGUUCACCCAUGCAUCACUUAAAGAUCAUCUUGCAUGCCACCAGUGGUAUUCCCAUCACACAUGGAGAAACAUUGAGCUAAUCACAUGAAUUGUUACUUUCUCUAGUUAUUCUAGUUCCUGUUAAGCACAGCUCUCUCCCCAUUUUUUUUCUCUCCAAGCCAAUAGAACUGGUAAACACGAGUAGAGCUGUAGGUUUAUCAAAUAUGUUUCUUUAGUCAAAUUUACAGUUGGAUAAUUAACAUUACAAACCAAAGGAUUACCACCAUAUAAUCGUUUCUUCUCAAAGGAAUAAUCAUAUAGUGUCUUAUUUUGUUGUGAAAAUAUCUUUAUUUGUUUUCGAUGUUUUGCUUGUU
Molecule: messenger RNA, 11741 nt
Organism: Trichechus manatus latirostris (Florida manatee)
Lineage: Eukaryota; Metazoa; Chordata; Mammalia; Sirenia; Trichechidae
Gene: ZNF831
Product: zinc finger protein 831
Exons: 7
Coding region: 587-5944 (1785 amino acids)
Source: RefSeq, a predicted model, not a curated record